UAGAACUCUGCAGCGAGUGGCUGCCUGCGCCUGCUGCAGCGUGGGCCUUGGUGGGAGAGGAACACUUGAGUCGCUCAGAGGCUGCAGAGAGAGGAAUAACUCGUCUAACACAUUUUUCGUGCUGUGACCGUGAAGCGGUUGACUGAAUGGAAGAACCGACUGCUUGUAAGUAGAAUGAACACCGGGAGCAAUCUCUGCAGUCGCCACAAACUGUGAUGCGGAAGAGAUGGCUGGUGGGAGAUGCGCAUCCUUCCCAGAGAGAUUCCCUAAAGCACGCGUCGUGGAGAACAAGGAACUGGAGGCUGUGGUUUCCCCAGCUCCUCUGAGCUGGGGCAGCAGCGUUGCCACUGGUGCACUGGGAGAAAAGCGUGAAGCCAUGUCAGUACACACUGGCGUGGAAUUAACCCAAGAAUGCAGGGAGCAGAGCCCGGGGUGCUGCGCUGUGGGGUGCAGCUGGGUGGGUGCCUGCUGCUGAGGCGCUGCAGCCCAACUCUGGCACAGGCAGGAGGGAAAAUAUUGGCUGUGAAAAGCUCCCAAGUGGGGAGAGACUCAGUCCGUGUCUUGGAAAACACAGAGACCUGCAGCUUAACCUGGGUUUCAGAAACCUGGACCUAGGGCAGAGACUCCAGUGUGUCGUUAGGAGGUUGCACAGUGAGUUGAGGUGAGCCCAGCUCAGGAGUGCGCAAGGUGCGGGCUCUGGUUUGGCCGUAUGACACAGCAGCGCUCUCCUCCUGGCAGCUCUGGCUCCCGAUCAAAGCCAUUCCGAGCAGCAGAAGCUUUUUCUCCCAGUAUGCUGUGAGGGCAGAGCCUUUCCAGUUUCUCUGAGGAGCUGCUGCAGUUGACAAGUAAGAGUUUUAUUUUAUCAGGAACCACAAAAGUUUCACAAUGGGAAAAGAAGGAAUUGAUUCUGGCUGUGGGGGAGACCUGGUGUUAACUAAGAAGUGCUUCUUUUCAGGUGUCGUUACUCCACUAUGGCAGAUUUGGAGUUUAAACUAAUGGCAGUAGAGUUUUUAUAAAUAAAAAUAAAUGUGUCUGGUUUGGCUGAUAAGGUGUCGCUGCUAUCUCGUCCCACCCACUCUGUGCCCGCUGCUGACUCCACAUGAACUCUCUCCAGUCCAUACGGUGCGGACUGGCCUGGCCCCACUCACACACUUGGCCCUUAAAGAAAUAUUUAAGAUCCAUAACAUGGUGGCAGUGCUGGAAGUGAUCUCCAGCCUGGAGAAAUACCCCAUUACCAAAGAGGCACUUGAGGAAACGAGACUCGGGAGGCUUAUCAAUGAGGUGAGGAAGAAGACAUCCAAUGAGGAGCUUGCCAAACGUGCCAAGAAAUUGUUGCGGAAUUGGCAAAAGUUGAUUGAACCUGUAACCCCGAAUGAACCGGUGCCAAGGGGGCUGCCGAACCCACCGGGAUCAGCCAACGGUGGUGCUCACAACUGCAAACCAGACGCGCAACUUCCUGCUGUGGCUGGGUCAAAGCCCAUCAGCGAAUUGAAAAGCAGGAAUGAUAUUCAGAAACUAAAUUCCCCCAAACCAGAGAAAUUGGGAAAUCGGAAAAGGAAAGGGGAACACAGGGAUGGGCAUCAGGGCCCUCCUCCCCCAAAAGUCUCCAAAGCUAGUCAUGAAGUAUUACAAAACUCUUCACCCCCUCCAACAAAUGGAAUUGGGGGGAGUCCUGAGAAUUUUCCUAGUCCUGUAGAUGUAAAUCUACUUGGGGGGCCUGAAAGCAGCAGGACAGAGCUCAGCGAGAAUGACAAACACAGUAAGAUCCCGGUCAAUGCUGUAAAACCUCACACCAGUUCUCCAGGACUUGUAAAACCCUCAAGCACUUCCUCGUUACUAAAGACUGCGGUGCUUCAGCAGCAUGAUAAAUCGGAAGAAACCACAGGGCCACACCAACCUAAGAGUCCUCGCUGCGCCUCGUUCAGCCCCAGGAACGUCAGGCACGAGGCCUUUGCUCGGCAGCACACCAUGUACUCACCAAAGGAUUCGAUGCCGAGCCCAUCUCAAAGGUCUCAGUUCCUGGAUGCUGCGCAGGUGCCGUCGCCGCCGCCAUCCCUGAUGCAACCCUCCACGCCUCCCAUGCCAGCGAAAAGACUGGAGUUCUCUCAGCAGGCGGCAGCUGAGGUAUCGCAGCACUGGCCGGAGCAGCCGGGGCCUCCCGAGAGCCAGCACAGGCAUCCAGCGGGGACGCUCCAACAGCACCCGGCUCCCGGCUGCAAAGCCAGCGCCCACCCCGGGGAAUCUCUCGCGCCGCACAUGGGCUUCUCACAGGACGCUUCCAAAAUGGACAGUGACGAUGCUGCUUCAGGUUCUGAUAGUAAAAAGAAGAAAAGGUACCGGCCCAGAGACUAUGCGGUCAACUUGGACGGGCACGUGACAGAAGGGGGUGUGAAACCCGUGAGGUUAAAAGAAAGAAAGCUCACUUUUGAUCCCAUGACAGGACAGAUAAAACCUUUAACACAGAAAGAUCCUUUGCAGGUAGAAAUCCCUGCGCUUGCUGAACAGCACAGGACAGAAACGGAAAAGCAGGAGCAAAAACCCAACCUGCAAAGCCCUUUUGAACAAACGAACUGGAAAGAAUUGUCCAGAAAUGAAAUCAUUCAGUCCUAUUUAAACAGGCAGAGUAGCUUGCUGUCCUCGUCAGGAGUACAGACUCCAGGAGCUCACUACUUCAUGUCUGAGUAUUUAAAGCAGGAGGAAAGCACUAGAAAAGAGGCUAGAAAGACUCACGUUCUAGCUCCUAACAGCAAACCUACAGACUUGCCUGGGGUGACGAGGGAGGUCACGAGCGAUGACCUCGACAGAAUACGGGAGCACCACUGGCCGGGCGUGAACGGUUGUUACGACACACAGGGUAACUGGUAUGAUUGGACACAGUGCAUAUCGUUAGAUCCACACGGGGAUGACGGUAGAUUGAACAUCCUGCCUUACGUCUGCUUAGACUGAGCCCAGGGUUGCUAAAAAUGCUUUUUUUACAUCUGCAGUUAGCGAGGAAGGCAGACGCGCUGGAGAGAGCCUCCCGUCCUGGACAAAGGGGCCCCACGAGCAGAGGCGGGGAGGGAGCUGGGGACGGCCGGCUCUUCCCCUAAAUUCUCCUUUUGUGAAAUGCUGCUACCAGUUUACUAACAAUUGCAAAGGAAGGCAUACGAAGGUUGAGAAAUUGAGUUCAAAACUCUAUAGCGAGCCAGCUAUAAAAAAGUGUUAGUCCCCAGGAAGUGAAGAGGAUUUCCAGCACUUUCUGAAUGCCGGAAUCUUACCCACAGGCAGGUACAGAGCAAAACGUGGAAGUUACCUUAACAAAAUAUGCAUCUAUUUAUUUGACUUGAUUUGGGUUUUUAUUUGGCAGUGAGAUAUUCGAGAGACAAUGUGCAAAAACUGUAGUUUUUAUUUGUAUCACAUCUCUGAACAUGACGGCAUUGUUUCAUGUGGUACGGAGAUUGGGUUUUAAAGGGCAGGUGUUGCACUGCAGGCUGGGCCGCCAGCUUCAGCUCAACAUUCCAUAGGCAUCCACAUACUUUAGUCUGGUUUCAGUUUAAAUCCAGUCUCUGAGAAAUGCUGCAAAAACUAGAUGUUUAAUGAUAUUUUUGAUCCCACCACCACCAGCCAAAUAUUUUCCCUCCUUUUCCCUUCCUGCAAACUUAUAGGAAAAAGAAAAUAAAAAAUAAAAAA
Cuculus canorus (common cuckoo) is the source of this 3669-nucleotide messenger RNA. RefSeq names its product mediator complex subunit 26 (gene MED26). The record is from RefSeq and is a predicted model, not a curated record. Gene Ontology annotation, molecular function: transcription coregulator activity. Lineage: Eukaryota; Metazoa; Chordata; Aves; Cuculiformes; Cuculidae. The coding region runs from base 1027 to 2946 and encodes 639 amino acids. Gene Ontology annotation, biological process: regulation of transcription by RNA polymerase II; positive regulation of gene expression. Gene Ontology annotation, cellular component: core mediator complex; nucleus; mediator complex. The transcript is spliced from 3 exons.